AUGGUCGGCAGAGACAGUCCCGUGCCACCAUCGUACGUGGAUGCCAGAGCUAUUCCGAAGCGUCAACGACAAUUAGCGGCUGCCAUUACCGGUAGCUCGGCGUCAUACAAGGAGAACCAUACAUCUGGUCCCUCAGGCUUUGCAACUCUGCCGCGGUCCUUCCCACUUGUGCCGCGCCACCGGGAUGUAUCUGACGAGCGGUCGUUCGCUUUAGUCGGCUCGGAUUUGGAACAACGCGGAUUUGCUUCGUCCGGCGAUGAUGACGAUACCGACUUUAAGAGCGAUACCAUCUUCGACUCGAUCCGUACCGCGGCCUCUGCACGUGUCCGUUCCACCGACACCCCGAUCGAGUCAAUGUUUGACGAAUCCCCACCCAGCACAGCAGGCAACGGCAAAGCGAAGCGUCUCUCGAUACAAGAAAUUUUGGGCCAAGCUUGGGACAGUGACACGCGGAUCAUGGAGGAAGAAGACGAGGGUUUCUCGACCCCUAUUCGGAAUCUUCCUACAAGAGCGGAGCGGUCUCCAUCUCCCUCAUCGGUCAUGCGUCACUUUGACGAGGACUAUAUGCCUGCUAACAGCCACGAUAAUCGGCCCGAAACCGAAAUAUACAGCGUCCUCGCGCCGACGGCUAGCGGUACGUCGCAUGCAAACGAAGUUGAUUAUAGUCGGCCAUCCCUUGAUGAUGACGAUGAUGAGGACUGGGCGCGUGUGGAUGAUAGUGGUGUUACAAAUCACCUGUCCCCACCGUCUAGAUCCGCCCACAACUCGUUCCACGAGAUGAACGGCCUGUUCCGAAACAACAGCACUGGUUUCCCAUCUUCUCACCAUCAGCGCCCUGCUCUUGGACUAAUCAGUGGAAACGGUGGACUGGACCUAUCGUCCGAACAGUACGAUCGCUUCAUGACGGGCGGUAGUCGAGAGCGGCCUCGGAGCAACCUGUUUGACUGGAGCGAGUCGACCGUACACCUCGACAAGAUUGACAGCGAUGGACAUUCACCGCGGCCCAAGACUGUGCACGGCAAACAGGAACUGGACCUUAGGAACGGACGGGCUGUGAACCGGAAGGGCCCAGCAGUCGCUCACGUCAGAAGCCAGAGCGUACCAGUGAACGCUGACCCUGCAACCGAAGGCACCAAGCCGUCUACAUCCAAGUUCGGAACAUGGGCCUCUUCUGGACCGAAGAACGCAAGUGAGGACUGGGACGACGACUUUGAUUUUGGCACCAAUCACGGCGAUGACGAUGAUGAUGAAAACGCUGCCGACUGCUUCGACACCGACGAAGAGGAUGCGUUUGGCCGCUCCUCGACGCUGCGCUCAAGCAAAGGACCUGGCUCGUUUGCCAUGAUUGUCCCGGCAUCGAUCCAGGCCACACAGCCCACUGUGAAGGCCCAUUCGGGCCAGAUCCGCGAGCUGUCGCUCCUGGUGAACGGGCUAAAGCGCCUUUGUCGUCAUGCUCGGGACCUGGACAUUGUUGACGAAUCGCCAGCGUUGUGGAAAGAGGCCGCAAAUAUCAUUGCGCUGGCCUCGCCUGACGAAGACCUUUCUGAGGCUGCAGCACCUAAGGCGAAACCGGUUGCAGGAGACUCUAGUGGCUCACCUACCGAGAGAGCGGAAACAGCAGUCGCAGCAGUAGAGAACGACAGCGAUAUUCCAAGAGCCUCAAUCGAAUUCGAUGCGUCCGAUGUUGAAGAUGGGAUUUUGGAAGCGAAGUUCGACGCCCAGAAUCGCGGCAGCUUCGAGGAUCCCUUCGACACGUCUGAAUUUGUGCAGGCGCCAAGCACGCCACCCCGACCCGACAUGAGCAGGACUGCUGUUGUUAGGGAGCGACACAACACUCGCCGCCGGUCGGUGUUUUCCCCCGAAGACGACAUCUUUGGUGGCGGCUGGCCAGUGGCUGAUGACAAGUCCCCUGCGAGGCAAGUCGAGAAGGAGGCGCGGCGACCGCAGACGCCCAACCGGUUCACAACGACCGCGGAGACGCCCGACAGUGCUAUGAUUGAGUCCAUCAUGGCAGCAAUGGAGCAGCAGCGGUCCGCCUCGGCGCCGAUUCGAAAGUCGCCUGUCAAGCAGACGUCAACAUCGGAGCUGUUUUUUAACACGAAUACGCUCCAGGAGCUUGUGAAGCGCGCUAACACCCUCUUCCACACACUCUCUGAUCUCGUCCGCCGCGCCGAGCUGUUCACGCAGAGUCCGGCCGUGACACCACGACAUGACCGCCUCAAUCGCUGUGAGGACGGUAGCCCCGCUUUCACGCGUGUGUUCACCGACCCAUCGAGCCCCUCAAAGCGACUACCCAAGAGCCACAGUGGUAACUCGGUUGCUCGUGCCUCGCCGGCUUUGGAAUCACCUUCCACGGCGCGAGUCAGCCAGAGGCUGCAAAUGAUGACGGUGAACUGA
This is a messenger RNA of Sporothrix brasiliensis 5110, 2397 nucleotides long. RefSeq lists its product as uncharacterized. The transcript has 2 exons. The coding region runs from base 1 to 2397 and encodes 798 amino acids. Lineage: Eukaryota; Fungi; Ascomycota; Sordariomycetes; Ophiostomatales; Ophiostomataceae. The record is from RefSeq and is a predicted model, not a curated record. Gene Ontology annotation, molecular function: GTPase activator activity. Gene Ontology annotation, biological process: regulation of mitotic cytokinesis.